Messenger RNA from Caenorhabditis auriculariae, 2432 nucleotides. The record is from the annotation of a GenBank genome assembly. Lineage: Eukaryota; Metazoa; Nematoda; Chromadorea; Rhabditida; Rhabditidae.
AUGCGUUUCUCCACCGUCGCUUUCCUUCUUGCUUCUACGGCUCUUCUUGUCUCGGUUCGUGGUCCUAAUCAGAACAUGAUUCCACAUUUAGACGGCGAGUGACAAAAAACAUCGCUUUAAGUGUUUGCCUUAGCGGCGAUCUGUUUGCCGAGCAACUUUUUCAACCACGACCACUUUUUCUCUGUCUGCGAUCAUGAAGACUAAACUAAACGUUUCCAGGGAAGCGCCAUCCGUGAGAAACGCCAAUGUGGUUGUGCUCAGCAGCAGUCGACCUGUUCCUGCUCUCAGCAGGUCUACACCAUGACCACUGCUGCUCCACAAAGAUCGUGCUCCUGCCAGUCCGCCCCAGUCCAGCAGACGCCGUCGUGCGGAUGUGCUCAGCCACAGACCCUCCAGAUCCAGGUCCCAGUCACUCAGUGUGCUCCAGCUUGCCAGCAGUCCUGCCAACAGAGCUGUCAGGCCGCUCCGUCUGUCCCUCAGUGCCAGCAGACCUGCCAGCAGUCCUGCAUGCCCAGCUGCGCUCCAGCCACGACCCCUGCUCCUCAGAUCAUCCAGCUUCAACUCGACAUCAGCGCUGAGGCUUCCUGCCAGCCAGCCUGCCAGCAGCAAUGCCAGCAGAGCUGCCAAGCCGCGCCAUCCGUCCCCCAGUGCCAACAGAGCUGCCAGGCUGCCUGCGUCCCAAGCUGUGCUCCGACCACUACCCCAGCUCCUCAAGUGAUCCAGGUCCAGCUCGACAUCAGCGCCCAGGCGACCUGCCAGCCAGCCUGCCAACAACAGUGCCAACAGCAGUGUGUCCAGCAACAGCAGCCAGUAGCCCAGUGCAACAGCCAGUGCAACAACCAGUGCCAGAGCAUGUGCGCUCCAGCGACGACCCCAGCUCCAUCCUGCCAGCCAGCCUGUCAGCCAGCUUGCCAGCCUCAGUGCACCCAGCAGCAGCCACAGGAGAUCCAGAUCGUGCUCCAGACGAGCGUCGCUCAGUCUCCCCAAUGCGAGCCUCAGUGCCAGCAGCAGUGCCAACAGCAGUGUGUCCAGCAGCAGCAGCCAGCUUCUCAGUGUGCUCCGGCCUGCGCCAGCAGCUGCUCCAACUCCUGCUCCAGCUACCAGCCCGCUCAGGUCGCCUGCCAGCCGACCCCGUCCAACUCCUGCGGAUGCCAGCAGAACUACUCGCCCUGUGGAAACGGACAGUGCUGCCGUCGCAAGUAAACGACGAGGCACAGCCGAUAACCAUGAAAUUUCUGUACAUUUCGAAUCCGAUAACCUUAUAUUAUGACAUAAACGGUUUCGUUCUUUUUUUGUUUAUUUCUGCUCAAAAUCAUUAGGAAGAAAUUUCAUACAGUUGAGUUAAAGCUUUCAAGUUCCAUUUCAAAAAGAAAGUACAAAUUAAAAUGGGGUGCCUAAAUAACAAUGUCAGAGUCUGAAAAAUCGAAUUCAUCGCUUUCAAAAUUAAAAAAAAAGUGUAAACUCUGAACUUUUCUAGCAUUCCAAGCAACACCUAUUAUACUAAAAUUAUCUUAAUAAAAGUACUGUUUUCUGUCUCAAAAGAGCUAGCGACCGCUAAAAAAAGUGUUUUUUUCGUGUGGUUUUUGGUCUAUGCUGCACUACUGAAUACAUAAGACUCCACCAAAAAAAGAGAAAAUUGAGGGGGAUCACACACCGAACCUUCAUCUUACAACUUAUACGUGUAGUUACAAAAUCACGAUGUUUUUUUUUUUUUGAUGACAUCUCGUGCGAGAAAAGUAUCGCGAGUUUCAUAUUAUGGGUUUAUAACUUUUUUUCAAGUCGUGUGAGACUUUAUUAAUUUUUUAAGUCGGUUCAUAACUUCGAAAUCGAGUCGAGGCAAAAAAGUUUGGAACUCUUUCAUGGGUAGAUUCAAAAGACCUCAAAAACACAUAACUGGAAAAUUCCAUUCUCAACCGGCCUCUAAAAAUGAUUUUGCUGUCAGUUUGCAGGAAUUGCAAGCCAGAUAUUUUUUAUUUCAAUUUAUGACCAUCAUUUUCCUAUUCUGAAAUUCCUGUAUAGCGUCAAAGCUCAUGGAGCACUUUUUCUCUAUAUUUAAUUGAAGCCAGCGUUUUCAAGAUCAAAAAUCACUAAAAAAAAAACGGACUGGACCUUAUGGUUUUAUGAGAAAGAUAAUAUUACUUUCCUAUUGAAAACUUCCUGAAAAUUACUCUUAACACUGCUUGAUGUUGAUAAUGAAAGUCUGUACCUGCACAACUCGCUAGUUUGUGGAAAACUUCGAAGUCAAAAAAAAAGCGUGAAACUUCAGAAACGUCCUAUUCUCAUACACUCCUUUUUCAAAAAUUUGAACAAUUGUUGGGUUAAGGCUUUCAGAAUCUAUAUUCAGUGUUAUUUUCAGAUGUCUCCACAUGGAAAUUCGAAAUCACGGCUUUUCAACCCGUGUCAAAUUGUGCGAAGGAGAUAUGAAGGUGUAA